Molecule: messenger RNA, 396 nt
Organism: Corylus avellana
Lineage: Eukaryota; Viridiplantae; Streptophyta; Magnoliopsida; Fagales; Betulaceae
Source: RefSeq, a predicted model, not a curated record
AUGAAUCCUCCAAUUCCUGCCCCCACUACUCUUGGCCAUGAAAAUAGCUUGCCAUUCUGUGUAGAAAUUGUUGCAGUUUCUGUCUCUGUAUUUGGCGGCUACCGUCGAGCCGGAAAUCAAGAGCAUCAAAUAGAACAACUUAUGCCGCCUGUUGAGAUAAAAAUUGCCGACAAAAGCACCGGAAUAACGAUAAAUGGCAGCGGUGGUAGUCUGUGUGCAAUUUGCUUGGGAGAUUUCAAGGACGGGGAAUGGUGCCGUGUGUUUCCUCGCUGCAACCACGAGUUCCAUGUGCCGUGCAUUGAUGCUUGGCUGGAGCGCAAUCUUAACUGCCCCGUUUGCCGGAAUCCCUUGGAAGUUGCAGCAGUGCCUAAUAUUGCCGGAGACGAUCUUGUGUGA